Toxorhynchites rutilus septentrionalis is the source of this 2034-nucleotide messenger RNA. RefSeq lists its product as uncharacterized. NCBI's taxonomy places the organism in Eukaryota, Metazoa, Arthropoda, Insecta, Diptera, Culicidae. The record is from RefSeq and is a predicted model, not a curated record. The transcript has a single exon. The coding region runs from base 1 to 2034 and encodes 677 amino acids.
AUGAUAGAGAGCAGUUUGGCGGACAAUCUCGAAGUCGAUGGCUAUGAUAAGCCACUAUGCUUGAAAUGGACGAGCAACGUGACCCGCGAGGAAAAGCAAUCCAGGCGAGUUACAUUCGAAAUAUAUAUCGGAAAGAUGAAGCGUUAUUGGUUAAAUGAUGUCGGAACAAUCCAGUCACUAGACCUACCGGUGCAAACGCUACCAAUCAAUGACAUGAAACUGCACUAUCAACACCUUCAAGGAAUUCCAAUCGAAGGGUACCGUGGCGCUGUACCUCGCUUGCUUAUUGGAAUUGACAAUCUCAAAUUGACACUGCCUUUGAAGACACGGGAAGGAGAAGAAGGUAAUCCAGUGGCCGUGAAAACUCGGCUUGGAUGGUGCGUAUAUGGCGGUCAAAGGAACGCUAGAUUUCCCUCUGUCAAUAUGCAUAUCUGCGAAUGCAAUAGAGAUGAAUCUAUGGAUGAAACGAUCAAGACGUAUUUUUCGAUCGAGGAAGUCGGGACUCGUCCAAGAAACGAGUGUAUGUCUAAGGAAGAUCAACGGGCGUUAAAGAUACUGCAGGAAACCACAGUUUCAGUGGGCGAUCGACUCGAGUCAGGCCUCCUGUGGAAAUUCGAUGAUUUUGAACUUCCAGACAGCUAUCCAAUGGCCAUCAAAAGGCUACACUGUUUGCAGCGUAGAAUGGAAAAGGAUCCGACUUUGAAGGAAAAUAUUCAACGUCAGAUACAAGAAUACAUCGACAAAGGUUAUGCUCAUCGUGCAUCAGUCGGAGAAUUAGCAGCUGUCGAUCCUCGUAGAAUUUGGUUCCUGCCCUUAGGUGCAGUAGUCAACCCAAAAAAGCCUUCGAAAGUUCGCCUUAUAUGGGACGCCUCAGCGAAAGUCGAUGAUGUUUCGUUGAACGGCAUGCUAUUGAAAGGGCCCGAUCAGUUGGCGUCUUUACCAACAGUUAUCUUCCAUUUUCGGCAACACCAGGUGGCAGUAGUCGGUGACAUUAGGGAGAUGUUUCACCAGAUUUUUAUCCGCUGGCUCGACCGGUACUCACAAUGUUUCCUAUGGUCCCCUGACUCUUCCCACGAUCCCGAAAUAUUUGUGAUGGAUGUAGCUACGUUCGGCUCAACCAGCUCACCAGCGAUUGCACAGUUUGUGAAGAACACAAACGCUCAGAGAUUCGCACAAGAAUUCACUAGAGCCGUCGAAGGAAUUCUGUAUAACCACUACGUGGAUGACUUGGAUCUAGAUAGCUUCCCCGACGAAAAAGAAGCCAAACGAGUGGCAACAGCCGUUAGAGAAGUACACAGAAGAGGAGGUUUCGAGAUCCGCAACUGGUGCUCCAACAGUCCGGCAGUUCUGAAGCACCUAAGAGAAAAUGCGAAAAAGGUUGAGAAAAAUCUCAAUUUAGAGAAUGCUGGUACUCCCGAACGUGUGCUGGGUAUGCUGUGGAGCAGUGAAGAUGAUGUGAUCCAUUUCGAGACGACCAUGCGAGAAAACAUCAGGAAAAUAAUCGAAAAUGACACAAUACCUACUAAGCGUCAAAUCCUACAAUGCGUGAUGACUCUUUUCGACCCGUUGGGCCUUCUUACACCGUAUGUUAUAUUCGGUAUAAUUCUUAUCCAAGACGUGUGGCGUGCUGGAAUGAAGUGGGACGAGUUAGUGGAUAAUAACAUUUUUCAACGCUGGCGGGAUUGGGUAAAAAUACUGUAUGACAUAAAUAAAGUUCUAAUUCCCCGCUGUUACUUUCGUCGUCCAGAUAGCUUCAGCUUUGAGAAUGUCCAGCUUCAUGUCUUUGUUGAUGCUAGUCCAACUGCCUAUUCCUGCGCAUGCUACUUCCAUAUAAUUAACGCUCAAGGAGAGGUUGAGGUAUCGUUGGUUGCUGCCAAGGCGAAGGUAGCCCCACUUAAACAUAUGAGUAUUCCUAGACUAGAACUUCAGGCCUGUGUCCUGGGCUCGCGCAUGAUGAAGCUGGUGGUGGAUGGUCACACUUUCUCUAUCUCCAAACGGUAUUUCUGGACAGACUCGCAAACAGCUCACACUUAG